Molecule: messenger RNA, 859 nt
Organism: Sipha flava (yellow sugarcane aphid)
Lineage: Eukaryota; Metazoa; Arthropoda; Insecta; Hemiptera; Aphididae
Exons: 4
Coding region: 396-800 (134 amino acids)
Source: RefSeq, a predicted model, not a curated record
UAUAUUUUAAACCGUGAUACUAAGUACCUUAUCUAAUAUUCAUGGUGUAAAGAAGAUUCUUUCUACGCUGCUCUAAUAUUAUCAUUAUGUAGUAAUUGUACAGAAUUCUGUGAUAUCAAGUUAUAUAUAAUUUAACCAUAGAGUAAUUAGAGUAAUAUUAGUAAUAUAUAUAUUAGAGUAAUAGAGUAUUACUCUAUGAAUUUAACGAAAUUCUUUAAUGAUCUAUGUUUCUUAUCACAGAUCUCAAAUCAUUUGUCGUCACAAUGUUAAAAAGCAAAUUUUAGAUUUUUCACAACGUUAAUUUUCAAUUAUUGAUUAAUUGAUUGCUGUAAUUAUUUAAUAUUUGUUAUUGUGUGCUAUCGGCAUUUCAGUACUAUUGACUACAGAUUUAUAGCAUGUCGAAAAAUAAUAAUAAAUUUAUGACCACCAAGUUGAAAGGAACCGAAAUGUUAGCACGGCACUCUCAACACAAACCACUACAAUCCAGCUCGCAUAAUGAUUUUGUAGCAUCUGGCUCUCAUACUUCUGAUCUACAAGAGCAGAGUACAGUUUGGAGUAACUCUAUACCAAAAUUAAUUCCUGAAACGAAACAAGUUAUAUAUGGUGGUAGAGGAUUGGCAAUUUCAAAGUUAGUAGAAACAAUGUCUAAGACUCCAGGGGAACCUAUGGACAAAUGGAAUUACUCAAAUUCAGCAAUAGAAAGUCAUUUUAAAAAACUUAGAGAAGAAAGUGCAAAAAAAAUUAAAGAAGAUAAUGAAAAGAUUUGGGGAAAUUGGAUGCAUACAAAAAAGAAAAGUUGAUAUUUUGCUAUUUAGUUGAAAAUUAACUAAUAAAAUUACCAACAUUUUCAUCUGUAUAC